Messenger RNA from Cyclopterus lumpus (lumpfish), 1007 nucleotides. RefSeq names its product glutathione peroxidase 3 (gene gpx3). NCBI's taxonomy places the organism in Eukaryota, Metazoa, Chordata, Actinopteri, Perciformes, Cyclopteridae. Gene Ontology annotation, molecular function: glutathione peroxidase activity. The record is from RefSeq and is a predicted model, not a curated record. The transcript is spliced from 5 exons. Gene Ontology annotation, biological process: response to oxidative stress.
GACACCCACAGCGAGUCGUCACCGUGACGGGGAAGGACGACAUGAUGCGGCCCUUCUUACCAAUGCUGCUGCUCGGUCUGCUGGGACCCUGCGCCGCCGAAACCCCACUCACACAGCGAUGUAAAUCCACAAAUAACACUAUAUACAAAUAUAGUGCAAAGACCCUAAACGGGAGUCACACUGUGAACCUCAGUGACUUCAAGGGCAAGAGCGUCCUCUUCAUCAACGUGGCCACAUACUGAGGGUAUACCUUCCAGUAUGUGGAACUGAAUGCACUCCACGAGCAGAUGAAACCCCUUGGACUAACCAUUCUGGGCUAUCCCUGCAACCAAUUUGGGAAACAGGAACCAGGGCAAAGACAUGAAAUUCUGCCAGGCAUAAAGCAUGUUAGGCCAGGCAAUGGAUUUGUUCCAAACUUCCUGAUGUUUGAGAAAGGUGACGUGAAUGGAAAAGAAGAGCAAGAGGUUUUCACUUUCCUUAAGGACUCCUGCCCUCCAGUCGGAGAUCUCAUCGGGGACCCUGCCAGAAUGUUCUGGGUGCCCAUGAAACUCACCGACAUCAAGUGGAACUUUGAAAAGUUUCUGGUGGGUCCGGACGGGAAGCCGGUGAUGAGGUGGCACCCAAGUGUCAGAGUUUCCACGGUCCUGGAUGACAUUCACAAAUACCUGCUCGAGCUGUACAUGCAGCAGACGAUCAGCUAGAUCUGAUUCAUCCCUCUGUGUGCUCUACCUAAGGAAGUAUCUGUAAUGAGAUGCACCAGAUAGGUAGAGCAAUGUAAAACAGUUAGAAUAAUGUUAACAGAUUCUGAUACUUAGGAUGGCAUGUUGAAUGAAGAGGAGGCUUGAAAACAGGAACCCUGUGGGGCCUCUUUGGAGUCUGGGGUUCAGGACGGCUCUUCAGUGCAUUCGAGCUGCCCUGAAAUCCCAGUGUCAUGUCGUCUUCUCAUCCCAGGACAUGUUAACAUCGCAUUCUAAAUGUUAAUUACUAAUAAUAAAUCAUGGAGAACA